AACCAUAUGACUCCCUCUUGUUACUGAACUCUCCACUGAGGGUGCAAACACAUCACCCGAAAACAGCACCAGACCAUCUUUCUUCCCGUCGUCUCUAUCAGCCCAUUUGUCCCGGAUAUCGUCUAGCAUGGCUGCGAACUGUGUGACAUCGAUUGUUUCUGAAGAUGUCGGAUUGAACUUGAAAGGUUGCACGCGGUAAACAUCGUUAAAAUGUAAGAUCGGGAUUGAUGGCAUGGUAUAUAGUCUAGAAGCAAAAGACAAAAGACAAAGUUCAAGUUAUGCAAGAUUGAAUAACAUCCAAAGUACGCGUCUGUACCAUACCAGCGUUCCAGAGUGGUGCAUUUCCUCCGCGGCGUCGCCAUGCCUCCUCACUCUUGGGGCGGGAUGCAACUAGUAUAAGUACACUCACUACGAAGGAGUUUCAGGACUCGGCCCAUCUUACCAUGCUAUGCGCAGUGACCUCUGCUAGAUGUUCCGGUCAUAAUAUCACUCGUGCUUUACAUCUCAAUGGAUCUACACCAAGGUCGAACAGGCUGAUCGGGUCACUUCGAGCCCUUUCUAGUGCUGCAGGACAACAUAAAAAACGGAGGCCAGAAAUACUUGGCCGAGCAUACUCCGAUGAUGCAUCCUCUUCUCCUCGUUCCAAAUCACAGUGGCCUUUCCAGCUACUUUCGGCCGGACUUCUUCUCGCCAUUGGUUAUGGCAUGGCGAAAUCUGAUAUCGCUGACAUCUUCUCCCAAAAUGCAGAGAGAAAAUAUGCUUCUCAUCAAGACCUUCAACAAGCCAUUUCAGAACUUCAAGAGGCUCUGCCAAAUAAAGUUAUCAUGGACCCGAACGCCCUCAAGACCUACGGCUCCUCUGCUAACUCAUACCACCCCGCAUCACCUCACUCCGUCAUUGUUCAAGUACACAGUACGGACGAUGUCGUCAAGGUCGUCAAUAUUGCCAGGAAGUACCGCGUGCCUGUCGUUCCCUAUAGUGGUGCCACAAGUUUAGAAGGCCAUUUUUCUGGUAUCUCUGCUGGUGACAUAUGCGUUGAUUUAUCUGCCAUGGACCAAAUACUGGAAAUUCAUGAGGACGACGGAGAUCUCAUAUGCCAGGCCGGAACACGUUGGGAAGACGUUAACCAAAUUCUUAAGGACAAGGGUAUUCCCUUGUUCUUUCCACUUGACCCGGGACCUGGAGCUACUAUUGGCGGAAUGAUUGGCACAGGAUGUUCAGGCACCAAUGCCGUGCGCUAUGGUACCGCUAAGGCGGAAUGGUUCUUGAACGUCACGGUUGUACUGCCCAACGGCAAAGUCAUAAAAACACGCCGACGUGCCCGCAAAUCCUCGGCCGGAUUCGAUACUACUAAACUCUUCAUCGGUGCUGAGGGAACUCUUGGAAUUGUGACGGAAGCAACACUUCGACUGGCACCUGUUAUACCCACCAAAGUGGCCAUGGCGCAAUUUCCGGACGUGCAAUAUGCUGUGAGCGCAGUACAAGAAAUUCUGAAUAAUCCAAAUGGGCCUCACAUUCAAUGCGUUGAGUUGCUAGAUAACCACAUGAUGGCCGCUAUCAACUUGGCAGGUCUUACUUCACGCGAACUUCCCGUCAGUGACACCCUCUUCCUCAAACUCCAAGGCACAGACUCCUCCAUCAAAGAAACCGCCAACGCCAUCAAGAAGAUAUUUAAGAAGCACGGAAGUAGUCAGUUUGAGUUUGCUGCUACCCAACAGCAGGCGGAAGAGUUAUGGGAAAAUCGAAAGUAUGCCUUGAUGAGUACUCUGACUGCUGGUGGAGAGGGAACGAGAGUUUGGACUACGGAUGUUUGUGUGCCUGUAUCGCGUCUACCUGAAUUGGUCUAUAAGACCAAAAAGGACCUUGCAGACAACGGCUUGCAUUCGACUAUUGUGGGACACGUCGGCGAUGGUAACUUCCAUGCUCUAAUUCAGUUCCAUAAAGACGAGGAACUUCCAGCCGUCAGCGCAGCGGUACACAGAUUAGUCCAUCGUGCCAUCGCGUUAGACGGAACAUGUACUGGAGAGCAUGGUGUUGGUGUUGGGAAGAAGGAAUACCUUGUUGACGAACUAGGGCCUGACACAGUUGAACUCAUGCGUACUGUGAAGAAGGCCAUCGAUCCGUUAAAUAUCAUGAAUCCUCACAAGCUAUAUCCCGAUGAUAAUGCUGAUCGGAAGGAGCAUCGAAUUCAAUGAGUCUAGAAUAACCUUAUCACGACACCUCAUUCUCUUGCACUGUAUAUCUAUGUAUCUUAACAGGAGUCCGGAACGAAUAGACAAUACAUUCUAUACAGC
This is a messenger RNA of Somion occarium, 2294 nucleotides long. Lineage: Eukaryota; Fungi; Basidiomycota; Agaricomycetes; Polyporales; Cerrenaceae. The record is from the annotation of a GenBank genome assembly.